UAUUCUAUUCUAUCUGUUUUCUAUUCUCUUCUUUCUGUUAUUCUAUUCUACUCCUAUUCUAGUCUUGUCUAGUCUGUUCUAUUCUAUUUAAUAUUCUAUUCUAUUCUAUUCUAGCCAGUAGAUGCCAGGGUGUAUUUGCUUGUCUACCGUGGGUGGCAAAUUAUAUGGCCUGGCCUUCCUGUAUCAGGUGAGUGAGUUUAGUUCUCUUUGGACAAGGAAAACUGACAUUCAUGUGCCCAGAUUAAGGUUCACAUUAUCUUUGCUCUUUAUCCAGUUUGCCUUCCUUGCAAAAGGGCAAUCCUGAUAACCUACUAUGGCAAAGUUGCAGAAACAAAUCGCAGAAAAACAGCUUGCCUGUACAGGCAGACCUUGACAUAGGACCCCAAUUCAGCCCAACGUUUCUGUUUCUACGGGACACCAUUGUUAGGGAAGAAGAAUGAGUAUGACCUUGUUGUUAUCGGAGGGGGCUCUGGCGGAUUGGCUUGUGCUAAAGAAGCUGCCCACUUUGGAAAGAAGGUAGCUGUCCUAGAUUAUGUGGAGCCUUCUCCAAGAGGAACCAAAUGGGGGCUUGGUGGGACAUGUGUGAAUGUGGGUUGCAUUCCGAAGAAGUUGAUGCAUCAAGCGGCUCUCCUGGGACAUUCAAUCCGAGAUGCCCAACAUUAUGGCUGGAACGUACCCCACCGUAUCAGCCACGACUGGUCUGUGAUGGCCAAGGGGGUUCAGAACUACGUCAAAUCCUUGAACUGGGGACACAGGUUACAGUUACAAGAUAAAAAGGUCAAAUACUUCAAUCUGAAAGGCAGCUUUGCGGAUGCACACACUAUCCGUGGGGUAGGAAAAAAAAAUGAGACGCUGCUCACCGCAGACCACAUAGUUCUUGCCACUGGUGGCAGACCAAGAUACCCCGCCGAGGUUCCAGGAGCCCAAGAGUUUGGGAUUACAAGCGACGACAUUUUCUGGCUAAAAAGAUCCCCUGGAAAAACGUUAGUUGUUGGUGCCAGCUAUGUUUCCCUUGAGUGCGCCGGCUUUCUCACCGGCCUCGGAUUGGAUACUACCGUGAUGAUCAGGAGCAUCCCGCUUCGAGGAUUUGACCAGCAAAUGGCCAGUCUGGUGACGAACCACAUGGAAGCGUCGGGCACCCGGUUUCUGAAGAAAUGCAGCCCGACUAAAGUCAAGAAGCUGGACAACGGCCGGCUGCGGGUGACCUGGAACUAUGCUGACUCUGGCAAAGAAAAAUCGGAUGAGUUUGACACGGUGAUGUGGGCAGUAGGCCGAGCACCAGACACUGGAACCCUCAACCUGCGUCGUGUGGGUGUGGAAACCACUCCGGAAACAGGCAAAAUCCUUGUCGAUGCAGCAGAAGCCACUUCGAUCCGCCAUGUUUUUGCAAUUGGGGACAUCACUGAGGGCCGUCCUGAAUUAACGCCCACCGCCAUCGCUUCCGGGAAAUUGUUGGCCCAGCGGUUGUUUGGCCUCUCUGCCAAACUCAUGGAUUACGACAAUGUGCCUACAACGGUGUUCACCCCUCUAGAGUAUGGUAGCGUUGGCAUCUCAGAAGAAGCAGCUGUCCACCGAUAUGGUCCAGAUAACAUAGAGGUGUACCACGCAUUUUAUAAACCCUUGGAGUUUGUUGUGGCCGAAAGAGAUGCUACUCAGUGCUACAUAAAAAUGGUGUGCCUGCGUGAAAAAGAUCAGCGGAUCCUGGGUCUUCAUUUCAUUGGCCCAAGUGCCGGCGAAGUUAUUCAAGGCUUCGCUCUUGGAAUCAAAUGCGGUGCUACCUAUUCUCAAAUGAUGCAGACCGUUGGGAUCCACCCAACCUGUGCUGAAGAAGUGAGUAAGUUACACAUUACGAAAAGGUCAGGCUUAGAUCCGACCGUCACGGGCUGCUGAGGUUAAGCACCAUCCCUGGUUCACCAUGCAAAACAUGCUGGGCAGAAACUUCCAGAAGAGAAAGAAGGAGCAGAUCAACACCUAAAGGUCCAUUGUUUCAAUUCUAAAACAUCAACUCGCGAGACCAACUCCAGCGAAAGCCUGCCUGCAAACCGAUCCCAUUUCUGGAACAUUCGCUCUUCCUGUUUAUUUCACGGGACGGAGACAUCUAGAUGGAUGCUGGUGAGCUGGAACUAGGUGCCAAAGCAGGAGCAGAUCCACUGCUUUUUUGAGAAGUUCUGCCUUGCAUUUUCCAGGGAUGGUGUGGUUUUUUUUUUUGUUUGUUUGUUUGUUUUGCCACGACAACUUCAAGCAGCCUCGUGUCCAUGCCAAAAAACCAACCAAUGUUGCGAGAGAUUUCCCGGGCGUGCAGAUAUUUGUGCGUUUGAGGAACACACUCAAAGUCACGGGACGCCGGCUGAUGACGGCUUGUGUAUAAAUCCACUCAGCGGGGUACACAGGCCUGAUGCUUGCUGGUGCCUUGUUGAGCAGAAAGAAAUUACGUUGGGAUGGACAGUAGGCAAUUUCAUAGAGGGAUUAAAAAAAAAAUACCUUUUUGCUGAA
Molecule: messenger RNA, 2493 nt
Organism: Crotalus tigris (Tiger rattlesnake)
Lineage: Eukaryota; Metazoa; Chordata; Lepidosauria; Squamata; Viperidae
Gene: TXNRD2
Product: thioredoxin reductase 2
Exons: 18
Coding region: 613-1890 (425 amino acids)
Biological process (GO): glutathione metabolic process; cellular response to oxidative stress; cell redox homeostasis
Cellular component (GO): mitochondrion; cytosol
Molecular function (GO): glutathione-disulfide reductase (NADPH) activity; flavin adenine dinucleotide binding; thioredoxin-disulfide reductase (NADPH) activity
Source: RefSeq, a predicted model, not a curated record